This is a messenger RNA of Penicillium mononematosum, 861 nucleotides long. Its product is annotated as fumarylacetoacetate hydrolase family protein. The transcript has 4 exons. The record is from RefSeq and is a predicted model, not a curated record. NCBI's taxonomy places the organism in Eukaryota, Fungi, Ascomycota, Eurotiomycetes, Eurotiales, Aspergillaceae. The coding region runs from base 1 to 861 and encodes 286 amino acids. Gene Ontology annotation, molecular function: catalytic activity.
AUGAGAGUCGCGUGGCAACGAUUGAUCAGAUUCCACGCCGUGGAUGGCCGUAUCCUUCAGGGCGAUCCCAUCCUGUGCAAACCGGAUUUGGACCUGGGAUACGUUACUGAAAAGGAUAAACUACAGGCCCGAGUCAUUGUAGGCGACGAAAUUUUCGAUGAAACUGGUGUGACGCGAGUUUCCGACGAGAUAGUGACAGUUCGAAGGAUCUUGUCUCCGCUUGCACCGUCGGAUGUGCCAACUAUCCGCUGCGUUGGGUUGAAUUAUUUAAAGCAUAGUAAGAGGGAAAUCAACCAACCUGCAGCAAAUUUCAGAGAGCUGAUUACCGCAGUCCAGCAAGCAAAGCGGAUGCCGCCGCCCUUUCCCUUCAUCUUCUUCAAACCGCAGACGACGAUUUUGGACCACGGCAACAACGUGGUUAUUCCAAAGAUUGCUCAGAAUGACCAGGCCGGCUAUGAAGGAGCGCUGACCAUCGUCAUUGGGAAAGACGCAAAGGACGUUUCUCAAGAAAAUGCCCUUGAUUACGUCGCCGCUUAUACGUGUGCCGGACGUAUUCCCCAAUGGGGCUUCUCCAAGGGGUUCGACACGUACGCGCCAAUUGGGCCUUGUCUUCUGGCCAGUGGUCUCGUCGACGACCCGAAGAAUCUGCAUCUCACCACUAUCAUUGAUGGCGAGGUGCGACAAGAUGAGUCUGUCGACGAUCUGCUAUUCGAUUGCCGGUAUCUCAUUUCGUACCUAUCUCAGGGCACGACUCUGCAGAAGGGCAGCAUAAUCAUGACAGGCACGCCUGGUGGCACGCAGAUCGAGGUGCGUAUCUCCAAGAUUGGGACACUUAGGAAUGGAGUUGUGUUUGCUGAAUAG